Molecule: messenger RNA, 339 nt
Organism: Purpureocillium takamizusanense
Lineage: Eukaryota; Fungi; Ascomycota; Sordariomycetes; Hypocreales; Ophiocordycipitaceae
Exons: 1
Coding region: 1-339 (112 amino acids)
Source: RefSeq, a predicted model, not a curated record
AUGCGCACGCGGGCUGGUCUUUGCUCAUCACGAUGGCAGGCAGGCAGCUCGGCCGAGCAACGCACCAAGCCUCCUCCUCCCCUACUGUCGGCGGUGCUUACACUGCUUGACUUCCGCCUGCUGCACUCGAUGGUGAGGGGGCCCACAAGCUAUUACGGGCUUCCCAGCUUUCAACCUCACACUCGCCGCAAAGUGCUGUGGCUCGGCAUCCGUAUCAACCUGUCUUUACGGGAACUCCGCGGUCCUGACGGCGUUGCGAUUUUCUUGGCUGCCUUUGCGCAGCCAUAUAAGCGUAAUGUCGCUCAUCCUGCCCUGCUCAUGACACCAUGUGCUUGGUAG